Messenger RNA from Coprinopsis cinerea okayama7#130, 649 nucleotides. RefSeq names its product 60S ribosomal protein L9. Lineage: Eukaryota; Fungi; Basidiomycota; Agaricomycetes; Agaricales; Psathyrellaceae. The transcript has 4 exons. Gene Ontology annotation, biological process: cytoplasmic translation. Gene Ontology annotation, molecular function: rRNA binding; structural constituent of ribosome. The annotation marks the transcript as partial. Gene Ontology annotation, cellular component: cytosolic large ribosomal subunit; ribosome. The record is from RefSeq and is a predicted model, not a curated record.
AGAUGCUCGAUGUCCAGAAGGUCGAAGAUCUCGAAAUCCCUGAGGGAGUCGACGUUUCCGUCAAGUCUCGCCUGAUCACCGUCACCGGCCCCAGGGGAACCCUCACCAAGAAUGUGCGACAUAUCGACAUGGACAUCCGAGUUAUCAAGGGCAAGAAGACCAAGGUCCUUUUGACUGUGUGGUCGGGAAGCCGCAAGCACGUCGCCUGCUUGCGAACCAUCCGUACCAUGAUCAACAACAUGGUUAUUGGCGUUACCAAGGGCUUCCAAUACAAAAUGCGUGCCGUCUACGCCCAUUUCCCCAUCAACUGCAUUAUCCAGGACGGUGGAAAGGCCGUCGAAAUCAGGAAUUUCUUGGGCGAGAAGAUCGUGCGUCACGUCGACAUGUUGGAAGGCGUUGUUAUCAGCGAAUCAAAAGCCCAGAAGGACGAACUUAUCCUCGAGGGCAACGACAUCGACACUGUUUCUCAAUCAGCUGCCUCGAUCCAAGGUAUUUGCCGGGUGCGAAACAAGGAUAUCCGAAAGUUCUUGGAUGGUGUCUACGUAUCACACAGGGGCACCAUCGUCGAGGACGAGUAAAUGCCCACUUUCAUGUACACUCCUUCACCUUCUCUUAUGGUUUACAUAUGACACUAUGACGACGCACAUCC